This is a messenger RNA of Photinus pyralis (common eastern firefly), 1841 nucleotides long. Its product is annotated as probable ATP-dependent RNA helicase DDX10. The transcript is spliced from 4 exons. NCBI's taxonomy places the organism in Eukaryota, Metazoa, Arthropoda, Insecta, Coleoptera, Lampyridae. The record is from RefSeq and is a predicted model, not a curated record. Bases 65 to 1750 code for a protein of 561 amino acids. Gene Ontology annotation, biological process: rRNA processing. Gene Ontology annotation, cellular component: nucleus.
AUUAUUGUCAAUUUGUAUGGUUUUUUAGGUCUUGGUAUUAGAUGAAGCAGACAGAUGCCUAGAUAUGGGCUUCGCUCAAACUAUGAAUGCAAUAAUAGCCAAUUUACCCCAAAAACGCCAAACAAUGCUGUUUUCUGCUACACAAACAAAAUCUGUAAAAGAUCUGGCCAGACUCAGUUUAAAGGAUCCAUGCUACAUAUCUGUACAUGACAACUGCAAGUAUACAACUCCAGUUGGUUUAGAACAAAGUUACAUGAUAUGCGAAUUAAAGGACAAAAUAGCUGUGAUUUGGAGUUUUAUCAAAAAUCAUUUGAAAAAGAAAGUAAUAAUCUUCUUCUCCAGUUGCAAGCAAGUGAAAUUUGUUUACGAAAUGUUUUGCAAAUUACAACCAGGUACAAGUGUUUUCGCUUUAUAUGGAAGUCUCCACCAACAACGCAGAAUAACAACGUAUGAAACAUUCUCUCAGAAAAAAUCUGCUGUUUUAAUAGCUACUGAUUUGGCAGCACGCGGAUUGGACUUUCCUGAAGUGCACUGGGUUGUACAUGCUGAUUGCCCUGAGGAUACAGACACUUACAUACACCGAACUGGUAGGACAGCGCGAUAUUUUCGAGGUGGUGAAAGCGUUUUACUUUUGUUAUCAUCGGAAAUAGCAAUGAUUGAAAAAUUGAAAGAGCGGAAAAUUCCACUCACAAAAAUUGAAGUGAAUCCGAUAAAACUACAAAAUCCGAUCAAGAAAAUGGAGGCAUUAUUAGUAAAAUUUGUCGCGCUAAAAGAAUCAGCUCAAAGAGCAUUUAAAAAUUACAUAAAAUAUGUAUAUUUAAUGAAAGACAAAAGUGUCUUUGAUGUACAUUCAUUAGACACAGAUUCAUUUGCACGAUCACUAGGUUUAGCUGUGACACCGAGAGUUAGAUUUUUACAACGUUUAAAUUUAAAAACACAACCUCAAAAACAAAUUGUGCAAAAUAAUAACGUGAGAAAUGCAGAUAGGGUAGAGCACAGCGAAAAUAGUGAUACGGAAGACAAUCAACACAAUAAGACAGAAGAGGUUGAUAGUGAUAGUGAUGAGGACAUACUGACUAUUAAAAGGAGAGACCACGAUAUUGAUAUACCAGUGGGACAAGAAUUGGAAGCACCUCAUGUUAAUACCUCAAAGAAGGUCACAACAAAAGUUGCACUAGCAAAAAAAAUUUUGCGUAAAAAUAUUGCUUCAAAUAAAAAACUUGUGUUCAACGAUGACGGUGAUGCAGUUGCCGUUGGCACUAAAGAGAAACGUUCUGAACUAGCGCAAGCUUACGAAAAUGAGGACGUGGGCGGUCUAGAUAUAGAAAAGGCUAAACUUGUUUUGAGAGAGGAAGAUAAAUAUGAUAAACAAUUAUUUAAAGAAAGGAUAAAAUUGAAGCAUAAGGAGCAGAAGAAAAAGUUAAAGGAAAAGAAAUUGAAAGAAAAAGAAGAGGCAGAACAAGAGCAGGAUGAUUUUGGAUCCGAGUCGGAAUCUGAGGCGCCAGAUCUGUCAUGGUUACCAGAUCCUGAUAAAAUUUAUGGAAAGAAAACUGAUUCUGAACUGGCAGAGUUUUAUGAAGAGCAUGAAAACAAAAAUCAAGUAGAGAAACAACGAUUUAAAAGGAAAACCUCCCGCACAGCAGAUGUUCCCAGUUCAAAGAAGAAAAAGAAAGCGCUUAAACAAACUAAAUCGUUAUCUGUUAAUGAAGCCGAAGAGUUAGCAAUGUUGCUUCUACAGAAUAAAUCUUAGGUAUUUAGUUAAAUUGUUUAUUAAAAAAAGUUUUCCUGCAAUUACUGUAUAAAAACGUUACAAAAAAUAUAAUUGCACAGUUAACAAUUUA